AUGCACGCACACAUGCACACACAUGCACGCAGACCGCCGCCCACUCCUUCUGUCGCCCGCGCCGUGCACGCGCACGCCUCCGCCUCCGCCUCCAUGCAUGCCUUCUGCUCCCCACAUCACGCGCGCGCACGCAGCCCUCCGCCCUUGCUGUCACUCGCACUGCACAUGCGCACGUUGCCGCCGCCGACUCCGGACCGCCCUUGCGUCCACCGCGCACGCAGCCCGCCACACACCCCUACUGUCGCCCACACCGCGUACACACACGCCGCCUCUGCUGCCCAAACCGCACACAGCCCGCCACCUACCGCCUCUGCCUCCGGACCGCGUUCGCGCCCGCAUCGUGCACGCCGCCGACUGCGCCUCCGCCUCUGGACCGCCCGCCUCCCAUCAUCUCUGCUGCCUGCACCGCACGCGUGCACGCCGCCGCUCCUGUAUACCUUAUUUCAUACUUAA
Molecule: messenger RNA, 453 nt
Organism: Heterobasidion irregulare TC 32-1
Lineage: Eukaryota; Fungi; Basidiomycota; Agaricomycetes; Russulales; Bondarzewiaceae
Exons: 1
Coding region: 1-453 (150 amino acids)
Source: RefSeq, a predicted model, not a curated record